Messenger RNA from Lates calcarifer (barramundi perch), 1661 nucleotides. RefSeq names its product clusterin-like 1 (retinal) (gene clul1). Bases 1 to 1395 code for a protein of 464 amino acids. Lineage: Eukaryota; Metazoa; Chordata; Actinopteri; Centropomidae. The transcript has 8 exons. The record is from RefSeq and is a predicted model, not a curated record.
AUGAAGCUCCUGUUCGGUUUGGCCGUGCUGGUGGUGACACUGGGUGUCCUCAAUUCUGCUCCUGACGACCAACCCAAAGACAUCUCAGAGGACACCUUGAAAAAGUUGUCCGUAGAUGGCGAGAAGCUGGUGGAUGAGGAGGUGAGGAGAGCUCUGUAUGGGGUGAAACAGAUGAAGGAGGUGAUGUGGAGGAACGAGCAGAAACAUGAGCACCUCAUGAAGUCUCUGAGACACAGCAGCGAUAAGAAGAAGGGGGCAGCUCAAUUGGCAAAGGAGGUGACAGAGAAGCUGGAGGAGGCGGAGGAGCAGUGCAAAGACUCCUUGCAGUCUGAGUGGGAGGAGUGCAGACCCUGUCUGGAGGAUGCAUGUAAAAAUUUCUACACCUCCACCUGCCGAAGGGGAUUUGCAACCUUCCGUGCUAAGGUGGAGAACUUCUUCCGCAGAGUGUCCAAGCGCUUUGGCCCCCGUGAACCUCCCAUUGACGCUGGAGACAUCCUGGUGAACCAGAGCACUGAAAACACUGACACAGAGGUCAUCCGCAUCGAGGAUUCCUUCAACCGCCUCAUCAGCAAGGUGGGCACCGUAGUGAACCACAGCAUCACCCUGGUGUCCAGGAUGAGCAGCAGGCUCGACAAGGUCCUCCAGAGAGCCUUCCUGAAUGUCACUGAUGCCCUGAUGGAGGAGAGCACUUCCGAUCCGUACUACCCAGCACGGGACUCCGGCUUCCUGCAGGGUGUGGGUGUGGAGGAGGUGCUGGACUCCUUCUUUGACUUUGGCAAGAGUGUGGUGGAAGAGUUUGGAGCUGUGGUGACCCAAGUGUUUGAUGACCUCCAUGAGGCAGUGGAGGAAGAGAAGAAAAAAGAGAGGGAGAGUUUCCCCCGUUUCCUGCAAAACCGGAAGUUGUGCAGAGACCUUCGCAAACAGACCUCAGAGUGCUGGCAGCUACAGAGCCAGUGUGAGGCCUGCCAGGGAGCUCUGCUCACAGAGUGCCCCAGCGUUCGUGAGUUGCAUGUGGAGCUGGACGAGGUUUCCCAGCUGCUGGAUGUGUCCAAAGAACAGUAUGACGAGAUCCUGUCCAUCGUCCAGCGCCACACCGACGAAACCGUCAGCUGGCUUAGUAACAUGGCGGCUGAGUUCAGCUGGGUGGCUCAGGCUGCCAGCAACAGCAGCACUCCUGAAAAUAUCUUCCGCAUCACCAUGGUGGCGCCAAAGAGCCAUGAUGAACAGAACAUGGCGGUCACUGAGACCAAGGUGGAGGUAAACAUCCUGAACUCUCCCCCACUCAUCCUCUCUGUUCCCGGGGGGCUGGAGGUGCAGGACCCAGCCUUCAUCCAGUACGUGGCCCAGGAGGCUCUGGACAAGUACAAAGAGAUGGUCAGGUAUGAGGAUGAAUAAAACUGCAGUACUACUACUUCUCUGAGCUUUUACCAGCACUUUAUUUGUGAACAGAACUAGAUUGUGUUCCUGUAUAGUAAGCAUAAUCUUGAAAAUGUAACUACACUAUGGUUGAACCAUGGCAUUUAUUACUGUUGAUUGAAUGUUUAAAAAAAGAGGUCGGUUGGUAUAAAUAAAUAAAAACAAAUACAAACAAAAGAAAUUGUGACUCGAUUGAGAAUGUGGGAAAAUUGUGAAAUUGGAGUCUUGGACAAUUCGUAAAUGCU